Messenger RNA from Notothenia coriiceps (black rockcod), 1170 nucleotides. RefSeq names its product E3 ubiquitin-protein ligase UBR5-like. Bases 100 to 1170 code for a protein of 356 amino acids. The transcript is spliced from 7 exons. The record is from RefSeq and is a predicted model, not a curated record. Lineage: Eukaryota; Metazoa; Chordata; Actinopteri; Perciformes; Nototheniidae. Gene Ontology annotation, cellular component: cytoplasm; nucleus. Gene Ontology annotation, biological process: positive regulation of canonical Wnt signaling pathway; protein polyubiquitination. Gene Ontology annotation, molecular function: ubiquitin-ubiquitin ligase activity.
CAGCCUAAUGCCAGGAAGGAGGAUCUGUUCGGUCGGCCCUCUCAGGGCUUGUACUCCUCUUCCUCCUCCGCCUCCUCCUCCGCCUCCUCCUCCUCCUACAUGGCAACCAAAGGCCUGGCUGAGGCGAGCAUGGACAGGAACUGCCUGGAGGUAAACAUGGGCUCCUCUCUACCCUCCCCCUCUCAGAUCCUGCCCACUAAGAUGUCUUACUCGGCCAACCUGAAGAAUGUGAUGAGUAUGGAAACUGGCCAGCGGAGCUCCGAGAACCAGUCGAUGGCAGGCGAGAUGGAGGCUUCCAAGCCGGGUCCUUCACCCCACGACCUCGCUGCCCAGCUGAAGAGCAGCCUACUCGCUGAGAUAGGUCUCACUGAGAGUGAUGGACCUCCUCUCCCAUCAUUCAGACCUCACUGUAGUUUCAUGGGGAUGAUGAUCUCUCAUGACAUGCUGCUGGGCCGCUGGCGUCUGUCACUGGAGCUCUUUGGUCGUGUCUUUAUGGAGGAUGUUGGGGCAGAGCCUGGAUCCAUCCUCACAGAGCUAGGCGGCUUUGAGGUAAAGGAAUCCAAGUUCCGCCGUGAGAUGGAGAAGCUGAGGAACCUGCAAUCCAGAGACCUGGCCCUGGAGGUGGACCGGGACCGAGACCAGCUCAUACAGCAGACCAUGCGUCAGCUGAACACACAUUUUGGCCGGCGCUGCACCACCACACCCAUGGCCGUGCACCGGGUGAAGGUCACCUUCAAAGAUGAGCCGGGCGAGGGCAGCGGAGUGGCCCGCAGCUUCUACACGGCCAUCGCCCUGGCCCUCCUGUCCAACGAUAAGCUGCCCAACCUGGACUGUGUGCAGAGUGUCAGCAAGGGCAUGCAGGCCAGCAAUCUAAUGCAGCGCUUGAGAAACAGAGACCGAGAAAGAGAGAGGAGAAGUGGAGGGCUUCGGGCGGGAUCUCGUAGAGAUAGAGACAGAGACUCCAGGAGGCAGCUGUCCAUAGACACCAGGCCCUUCAGACCAUCGUCAGAGGGAAACCCCAGCGAUGAGCCCGACCCCCUCCCUGCACACCGGCAGGCCCUGGGAGAGAGGCUCUACCCACGUGUUCACGCGAUGCAGCCGCCCAAUGUCCAGAGCCGAUCCGGUAGUUCCCCUUGCAAGAUUGCCAUCGGCCCUUUGGAGACCCAGUAG